Acanthosepion pharaonis is the source of this 522-nucleotide messenger RNA. The record is from the annotation of a GenBank genome assembly. Lineage: Eukaryota; Metazoa; Mollusca; Cephalopoda; Sepiida; Sepiidae.
AUGGUCGACGUCGUCUUCCUUAUUGACUCCUCGGACAGCACAACACAAACCGACUUCCAAAAAGCGAUCAUUUUCAUCAAACAAUUUGUAACAGCCGAAAAUGUCGGACCUACAACUAUUCGUGUGUCAGUUGUGUCAUUUGCCGCACAACCGCAUUUAAACUUUCCUUUAGGUCUGCACACUGACAGAACAUCUUUAUUGUUCGCCCUCGAAGGUGUCGGCCGGCUGCAAGGAUCAACAGACACAGCAAAAGCGUUGAACUUUGCGAAAUUGAAUUCUUUUGCCGAUGGAGGCGGCAAAAAAGUUGUGGUCGUUAUUACCGGCGGAAAUUCCGACGAUUUGUAUGAGACGGAUGUAGCAGCCCAGAGUCUUCGUUCUGACGGGGUCACCAUUUUCAGUGUUGCAAUGGGUCAAAGCAGUCUGUUCGAACAGAAUAAAAUUGCCGGGAACCGCGCCAAUAUCAUGACGAACCUUGAUUUUUCUACUUUCCACGAUGCUUUCAAUAAACUAUCAACUUGUUGA